This is a messenger RNA of Chironomus riparius, 778 nucleotides long. Lineage: Eukaryota; Metazoa; Arthropoda; Insecta; Diptera; Chironomidae. The record is from the annotation of a GenBank genome assembly.
AUUUAGUCUAGUUGUAAUCCCCUUUGAAAAGAAAAACAUUUGAAAUUUAAAAAACAAAAUAAUAAUUAAAGUGUAAAAUCAUAAAAUGAGCAAGAAAGAAGGCAAAGAUAAGGCUGCUGGUGUAACAUAUUACACGUUAUUUGUCAAAUUCUCAAGAAGAGUUCCAAAUCCAUUAAAUAUUCAGGAUGAAGUCAGAGCACUCUAUUCGGAUGUCUUGAAUGUGAGAAAACCAAGACAGAAGAAUGCUCGAUGGAUCUUGAUAGAUUUCGAGACUACGGAACAUGCUGAAGCAUGUAAAAAGAUUUUGGAAGAAAAGAAGCAUAUCGCUACGUUACCUGUAAAAGUGAAGAAAUUAAACAUUAAGCAACAUGAUCCAGCAGAUGAAAAAGGAGACAAUGAGAGACAGGAUAAAUUAAAUAAUCUAGCCAGAACAACGUUCCAGUCAUCAAAGCUUGAAAAGUAUUCAAAUAAGCUGUUAGUAACAAACAUACCGAAAACAAUCACAAUGGAGGAACUGAGAGAACUAUUUCCUGGACAUGAAAAGAUUGAUUUGAAACAAAAACCGACAACUCGAGCCUACAUUACAUACUCAUCAGCCAAAGAAGCCAUGAAUAUGAGGAUGACAUUAAAGCCUGUAAUUGCUCGAGAGAAAUUCAGAGUUAUUGUGCUUUUAUUAAAUAGUGAUAAGGUUAAAAAGCCACAAAUUAAGGUUGCUGGAACUGGGAGAUAUUUUGAGAGUUCUAUUGAAUAAACGAUUAUUCAGAAGCCGUAUACUUUU